AUGUCUGUGUGCUGGACAGGGCCUCAGCUUUCCAGGUUUCCGGUCCCCAGACGGCGUCGUCAUCCGAGACAUUCGUCGUCUUCACUUUUCUUUUCCAUCCCUUGCUCAUCCAACUCCCGAGAUAAACUCAUCGGCCAGGUGCAGCAACUGACAACGGCCCCUAUGGAGACGCUCAACGAGCGUCAGUUCGACCGGCUCGAACACGACUUCAUCACGGCCCUUCAUAUCCUCCACUACCACCGUGUUCUCGAUGCGUACGGCCACCUCUCUGUUCGAAAUCCCCUAAUGAGAGAUACCUUCAUAAUGUCCCGCAGCAUGGCCCCUGCCUUGGUCUCCAGCGCUGAUGAUCUGAUAACCCUGACCAUCGACGGGGCCAAGCCGACAGACACGUCAAACCAAAACCAGCUGUUUAGCGAAAGGUUCAUUCACUCGGAAAUUUACAGGCAGUACCCGAGUGUCAACGCCAUUGUGCACAGUCAUUGUCAGGCUGUGUUGCCAUUCACCAUCAAUCGAGUACGACUACGGCCGUGUAUCCACCUCGCUGGUUUCCUCCGUCCUGAAGGAUGCCCUGUAUUUGACACCAGGAAUCAUGAGGGGAUGAGGCUGGGGCCGGCUCACUCCGAAAAUCCACCAGAUGAUGGGAGUGGGAGCAGCGGCUUGCUGGUCAAAGACGAGUUUCUGGGCCGGAAAUUAGCCUACAAGUUUAUCGACACGAAAACAACCGUGGUGCUCAUGAGAGGGCACGGCUUUACUACUGUGGCCUCCAACCUACAAAAUGUCGUCUUCCAGUCGAUAUAUACGGCCCAAAAUGCCGCGGUGCAAAAGGAGGCCAUCAUCAUGCAAAAUGCCGCCAUGGCCGUGGUAGGCACCUUUCCGACCGGUGCAGAUCCAGGUAUUCAUUUUUUGAGCAAAGCAGAAGCCACGGCGGCAUCGGAAAUGUGCGAGGACACCGUCAGGAGACCUUGGGCUCUUUGGCAAAGAGAAGUGGAGGUCUCUCCGCUAUAUCAGAAUAGUGCAUAA
Molecule: messenger RNA, 1020 nt
Organism: Podospora pseudopauciseta
Lineage: Eukaryota; Fungi; Ascomycota; Sordariomycetes; Sordariales; Podosporaceae
Exons: 1
Coding region: 1-1020 (339 amino acids)
Biological process (GO): pentose catabolic process
Cellular component (GO): cytosol
Molecular function (GO): aldehyde-lyase activity
Source: RefSeq, a predicted model, not a curated record